AUGGCGCUGAGACGACCCCAUCGAAAGUCACGUCAUGGAUGUGCCGAGUGCAAGCGGAGACGAGUGAAAUGUGACGAAGUGCGGCCGUCCUGCUCGAACUGCUCGAAGCGCGAUGCUCAGUGCGAGUACAGUGCAGCGGCGUCGUUGUUGUGGGCGAAUGAACCGUCGUCCACGUCCUCCCAACCGCCUUCGACUGCGAGGCUCGAAACGCCUGACGAGCCCGAGUCCAGGCAUGGCGUGCAAAACAGAGACUCGUCUUUCCUCGGCAGCCUGGGCGCCGAAGAUGGGGCCGUGUCCUCGCCUCCGGACCUGAAUCUCACGGAUCUGGAGUUAAUGAUGCAGUGGGUCACAGCGACAUUUCAUGUCAUGUCUCGGAACGAACGCACCGAUCCGGUCUGGCGGACUGUGGUGCCUCAAGAAGCGCUGGGGUAUCCCUUCCUCAUGCAUGGGAUUCUAGCACUGUCUGCCCUUCACCUGGCGCGCACCAAGAGCGAUCAGCUCAGACCGGGCUAUAUGAGCACGGCCAUUGCUCAUCAGAACCAUGCUUUGUCGUUAUUCCGAGGUCUCCUCAACGACAUCAACUCGUCCAAUGCCAAGGCCAUCUUCUCGUUCUCGACAAUCGUCCUCGUCUAUUCCUUUGGUUUCUCGCACACAUCAGACACGAGAGAUCCAUGGAACACCUUGGCCGAUAUUCAUCAGGUACUCAUCCUAGCCCACGGGCUGCGUCAAGUCCUACAAGAAUCCAGGGGGGCUCUACAGGAUAGCACGUUCAACCCGCUCAUGCAGUUGGAACCGGAAGAAUUCACGUUGCCGGAAGAUGCACGGGUAGCCUUGGGGCAUCUGCACGAGGCAAACAAUUCUCUCGGGUCCUAUGGUGGCAACCAUCAGACGAUGAUGUACAGCAAAGCACUCGGGGCCAUUGGAAACGCCCUCGGCGAGGUAUCUGCGGGCCUCUCUUCAAUCAAUGUCGCCUGCAAGCUCGCAAUCCGUCUCCCUCGCAAAUAUGUGGAGUCAGUCGGCGAGCGCCAACCCCUGGCACUCGCGAUAAUGGCCUGCUACUGUGUUGUGCUGCACCGACUGAGGUACAACUGGUGCAUCGACGAUUGGGGGAUCCGGCUCGCUAGAGCUAUCUGGCUUGCGUUGGAUGACGAAUGGCGCCCGCUCACGAACUGGGCCAUGAUGGAUAUAUUUGGGCCGGACUUUGCCAAUGCACUACAGGCAUAG
Molecule: messenger RNA, 1224 nt
Organism: Penicilliopsis zonata CBS 506.65
Lineage: Eukaryota; Fungi; Ascomycota; Eurotiomycetes; Eurotiales; Aspergillaceae
Exons: 2
Coding region: 1-1224 (407 amino acids)
Biological process (GO): regulation of transcription by RNA polymerase II
Molecular function (GO): zinc ion binding; DNA-binding transcription activator activity, RNA polymerase II-specific
Source: RefSeq, a predicted model, not a curated record